UCUCUAGCCGCCGCCCCCCCGGGGAUCCCUCCCGAUCCAAACCUACCAACCAGCGCUCUCCACUGCUCCUCCCCGAUUUGCUCGGCCGCCCAACCAGAGUAGCUCCUCGAUCCACUCCACACCAACCCCCAUCGCCCUCCUCCCGUGCUUCCCGCGCGCCGCCACAAGCAGCAGCACCACCGGAGCUCCCUUCGCCGUCAGGCACCACCAGCAGGUUGCCGUAUCCUCGUGCCCCCUUCUUCCCUUUCUCUGGUUCUCCUCCUCUAACCAUAUCUCUCUGCUGCUCGUGAACCAGCGUCGGUCGCCGCCAUCCCGUUCGUCUUCCAGCAGAAGCUCUACACCACCCCCAAGCUGCUCCGCGCCAUGGACGGCCCCGACCACCGCUCAGCCCUUGCCUCGUCGACAUCCUGUGCACAUCGCAGCGAGCGACCGAGCACUCAACCCCGCGCCGCUGAGUCUGUUUGGCGCUCGCACCCGAACUCCUACCGCUCAAUCCGGGGCGUCCACGCGCUGACAAUCCUCCUCUUCCUCGCCUCGUCGCCGGCGAGCCCCGCCACCAUGGACGGCCGAAGCCCCAGGGAACUGAGCUGCCAUGGCCGUCCCGACCCCCUGCUGCCUCGAGCGCCCGCGCAGGACCUCGUCGGACCACCAAGCGCCAACCUCCCGAGGAGCUCUCGUCGCAGCUGCAGUUCACUCGCGUCGCCGCCAACUCCCUCUGCCUCGAACGCUCGCCCGCCUCCAGCGCCCUCCUGGCCCCGUCCCGCGCCGUGGCCCAGCUCCUCCGCCGGCCUCCACUGCCAGCGCCAUGCGCGCUACCCCUCCUGCUGCCGUGCUGCUCUGUUCUGUCGAAGACAGCGAGCGCCCGCAGCUUCCUGCUCGCCUGGAUCGACCCAAUCCGGAUCGAUCUGGCCCGCUUGGGCCUCAUCCACAACCGCGCCAGCCCAACGCCCCCCUCCUGCUACCUCUCCACAGUUCUGGGCAAGGACCAUGUCCCCGUUUCGUUGCGACUGUGAUGAUUCGUUCGACUACGUGGGAUCAUCUUUACCAUGGACACGUUCUUCUUCCUAGCGCGAUUCCAGGCAAGAUGACCGUCACCUUGGAUCUCACUAUUAUCUUUGCUAUGCUAGUUGUCUCGAUGUUAUCGCUAUGUCGCGCUACCUACCACUUGUUUAUCAACCCUCCCAAAUUGCCAUGAUAUCCUUUAACCUUUUUACCCUUCUAGCA
Messenger RNA from Triticum aestivum (bread wheat), 1224 nucleotides. RefSeq names its product predicted GPI-anchored protein 58. The record is from RefSeq and is a predicted model, not a curated record. The coding region runs from base 364 to 1068 and encodes 234 amino acids. The transcript has 4 exons. NCBI's taxonomy places the organism in Eukaryota, Viridiplantae, Streptophyta, Magnoliopsida, Poales, Poaceae.